AUGAUCAGACAACAACAACCUCAACAAAACCGAUUAGUAGUAGGACAGCAACAAGGACAACAACAACAACAGCAGCAGCAGCAGCAGCAGCAGCAGCAUCAGCAUCAGCAACAACAACCUUCUUUGGCCCCUCCUACAAACAGACCUGUAUCAUUAAAGCCAACCUCAUUGUCUCUUAAAGGUAAUACAACAAAAGGUUUGCAGCAAACAUCUACAAAACCUCCUGCUCUUCACUAUAAUCAUUCUUCUAUUAAUACUGGUCAACAGCAGCAACAACAACAACAACAACAACAACAACUAAACCAACAUCUAAAUUCAAACAACAACAACAACAACAACAACAACAACAACAACAACAAUGGUAGAGGUGGUUUGGGUAACACCACUUCAUUUGAUAGUUAUAAUGCAUCAAAUGAACCAACCAAUUUAUCUCUUUUAAAUCAUCAACAACAACAACAAAUCAAUGUAAAUAAGUCAUCACCUCCAACAAACAACAAUAGUAACAACAACAACAACAACAACAACUUUAUUAGUAGUAGUAUUGAUAAUACUUUUAUGAAUACUCCAUCAGUGUUGGCACACCAUCAACAACAACAACAACAACAACAACAACAACAACAACAACAACAACAACAACAACAACAACAUCAACAACAACAACAUCAACAACAACAACAUCAACAUCAACAUCAACAAAUACAUCAACAGCAACCUCUACAACAAACAGAUAACAAUAUGUUCAUGUAUAAUUCUAUCAACAAACCAGCCUCUCUUUCGACUGCUUCCAAAACUGCCACAUUAAACUUGUCAAAACCUAGUUUUCAUAGCAAACCAGUUAUCAGUUUUACCAACCCAACCAAUAAUAAUAAUAAUACACAUAAUAAUAAUAAUAAUAACUACAACAAUAACCAAAAAAAUGCAAUUAAUUUUAACCAAAACUAUAAUAAUAAUAAUAAUCAUGUAAAUAGGAGCUAUAGUAAUAACAAUAAUAAUAAUUAUAAUAAUAAUUAUAAUACUAUCAACAACAACAACAACAAUAAUAAUAAUCAAAAUAAUAGAGGAACACAUAACAAUUUUAAUAACCAGAAUAUUCAACCAAUUCAACUGCCACCACCUUCACAAUUACCAAUAGUACAUAAUAAUCAACAACAUCAACAACAACAACAACAAAUUGAACAAUCAUUAAAUCAAAUUGAUGACAUUAAUUUUAAUUUUGAUGACGAUACAGAGAUUUUUCAAACAAAUCAACCAAUGGUCAUUUUUAAUCCUCCACCUGCACCUCCUCCCCCUCUUCCUCCUGUUUCAUUGCCCAACAAUCAUUUGGUUCCACCAUUGGUCAUCACUGACCAACAGGAUCACCAAGUAACACAAUUACAGGAUAAAUUAAACAAAGCAGACCAAGACAAGGAAGAAUUAAAACAACAACUGGAAGCAUUAAAACAGCAAUUACUUUUGGAAAAGGAAAAAAAACCAGAAAUUAAAAGGCAGAGAGAGCAAACGACAAAAGAAUUUGAUGUAAAGACCGAGUUGGUUGGUGUAUCUCCGAUUAAAAAAACAAAAACGACAAAUUGCGCACCUACCAUAUCUACCACCACCUCUACCAAUAAUCAUCCAAAAGAUUUUGUAUCAUUUAAACUUAUGAACCUAGACAGCGCCGAUCGUCAGGAACAACGUGAUAGCCAACAAUUAAUGACAAUUGCAAUGUUGCUGGCUGUUACUCAAGAACAACCCCAACCAAGCAUUAAUUAUCUGUUACCGAUUGGAUUGGGAAAUAGCAUUCAAUUUGACACGUCUACUGAAAACACCAACGAACAGAAAACAUCAUCAUCAUCAAUUCCAUUGUCUUCAGCUGCUUGUGGUACUCCUACAACAUCUACACAAAAAAAGAAACAAAAAAGAAGAAAUCAACAACAAUCUCUGUCUUCUCCUUCCUCUUGUUCUCUUGCCUCCUCAACCGUACAGUCCAAUUCGCAACAAAAAUAUUCAAACUCUGUUCUCCUAUAUCCCCCACCAAUCUACUUUCAACAUCAAUUGGAGCAACCACCACCACCACCACUACCACUACCAACAAUCGUCCCGAUUAAUGGCGCACCAGAAAAGGAGAUACAUGUCAUUGACAUUGAUUCACCCGUUCAGCCCCCUCUAGUCUCACAAUCACAACUCUCUUUAUCAAGUCCAACAACAAAAAGUGCAACCUCUUUGAAAACAAAACAGAUGGACAUUGAUAAACAAGAUGCAACAACCAAAACAGAUGCCGAAGCAAAAGAAGAGGAAAUCAACCAACAAAAACUACUUUUUGAGGAAUAUUCAAAAGAGUUGGGUUCUUCUUUUUCAUUUGUUUGGACAUCAGAACAACCACCUUUUAUUUUAUUGGUCAAACUCUACCCUUUCUUAACAUUACCAAAUAUGCAAAUAGUAGAAAAAACAUUGGAUGUAAUAUUGAUUCUCUUACAAAGAAAUCUUUUUAAAAAUGAUAUUAAUUUGUCGACUAGAUGGACCAAAGAUGAAGCAAUUCUCAUAGGAGGGUCACUACCAAACCCAAUUCCAUCAAUCAAAACUAUACUUUUGAUGGCGAUGGAUCAAUAUCAUGACCUUGAAUUUAAGCGUAAAAAUGGAAAUGAUAGUAUGGAUGACCACAACAAUGAUUGCACGAGUGCAAUGGAUAUUGAAAUGGUCAACGAUGACGAUGGCAUGGAUAGUGAUGAAGAUGAAUACCAAUCACCCUCGUACUUAAACCUUCCUAUCAUUUUUCAGGUUCUCUACCAAUUUGACUUGGUCGAUUCAGUACUUCAAAGCAACAAUCUCCAACUCAAAGAACUUUAUUUGGAUAUUGUAGACACUAGUAUUUUGGACAAACUAUUUUAUCAAAGAUCGCUUGUGGACAGAAUGAAUGAUGAAUUACAAAAUUCCUCAGUUCAAACAACAAAAAGUCAACAUUCUUCAUUGCUUCAUAGAACUUGUCUCCUGUUAUGUAUCAAACGACAUGGUCCUCAUAAUACUGUUAGAGAAUUAAGAUAUAAAACUUAUAGGAUUUUAAAAAAAGUUCAUCAUUUUUAUGGUCAUUCCUACUUGGAGAUAAGGGAACUCUUUUUGAAUUCAGCCAUUUUGUUGUUUGGACAAGAACUUAAAGAUUUAAAAAGGUCAAACACUAGGAAUGACCCCUCUGUAUGUCUAAUCAGGGAUAUCCUCAAAUUACUUGUAGAUAUAUGGGCAAAAUCUCUGGAACACGAACCAAUUAGAAUAGAAAAGCAGUCAAUCAAUCUUCUUUCUGCUACGGCAAACAAACUUUUGAAAUACGCUCACAAGGCUCAUAUCAAAGAAUUAUUGGUUCUUUUUGAAAGAUUAAAAGAAAUGUUGGAAUACGAUUUUACACACUUGCAAGAAGAUUCUUUUAUGACCAACUCAUCUGGAGGAGUGGCUAACAAUCAUGAUAAAGUCGGAACCUCUCCGGACCAUCCAACCAUUGUCAACAAUAAUCACCAUCCCCAAAAUGUUGUAAUAAUAUCUUCGCCACCUUAA
Molecule: messenger RNA, 3519 nt
Organism: Cavenderia fasciculata
Lineage: Eukaryota; Evosea; Eumycetozoa; Acytosteliales; Cavenderiaceae
Exons: 6
Coding region: 1-3519 (1172 amino acids)
Source: RefSeq, a predicted model, not a curated record